Mesorhabditis spiculigera is the source of this 3948-nucleotide messenger RNA. The record is from the annotation of a GenBank genome assembly. Lineage: Eukaryota; Metazoa; Nematoda; Chromadorea; Rhabditida; Rhabditidae.
AUGAAGAUACGGACGCGGAACCUGAUCCUGCUGAUUUCCCCCGUAGAUGCCCAGACCCAGGAAGCCGAUCCGGAAACGGACGAGGAACCAGAUAUCGCCAACUACCCGGUUGAACCUACCGGUCAGGAAGCCGUUCCGGAAACGGAAGACGAACCAGAUAAUGCCAACUUCCCAGUUGCGGCUGAGGAGCACGAGGAUCAGGAAGCAAAUCCGGAUACGGAUGAUGAACCGGAUAUCGCCAAUUACCCUGUCCAAGUUGACGAGGAAGACCAAGAAACGGAUCCGGAACCAGAUCCUGAUGAUUUUCCGGUUGAAGAAGCCGGAAAAGAUGCCGGAAUUGGACCUCAGAGGCCGAUUUCGAUGCAGUCAGCCGGUGCUCGGGUCACACCGGAACUGGCAGAUCCGGAAAAUCAGCCAGAUGAUGUACCAAAUGAUGAUGAACAAGAUGAUCCGGAUACGGACCCGGAACCCGAUCCGGAUCAUUUUCCGGUGGAACCUGACUAUGAUGCCGAGCAACAGGACGAUGCUGAAGGCGACGACACGGAUCCGGAACCUGAUCCCGACAAUUUCCCACUUGACGACGGCAAUGAUACGGACCCAGAACCGAUGCCUGAACAAUACCCGACCAGCCCGGGACCCCAUAACGGCUUGCAAAGACUGUCGCUGCAGGACCCGCGAUGGAGUGGCAACCAGCAUCCGGGGGACCGCACGCUCGACUUUGACAUGGCCCAAGAUUUCAGCAUGGGCGACCAGACGGCGGCUGAAUGGUCCCAGCAAAUGAACAUGGUCAGCCCGUCGUGGCAGCGCAUGCAGCCGUAUGAUCAGAUGCAGCAGCCUAUGCAUGGGCCGGAAGGACCUCGCCGUCACAUGCGCAUGGGCCCUGGGCAGAUUCAGUACGAGUUCACCGCCCGAAAGACGGUCACCUACCCGGGCCACAUGCCCAACUACCAGCCCCUCUACGCGCCGAUGGCCGUGCAGCGCUCCUCGCAUCUGGCUGAGCUGCCCAGUCGUCCAGCCAUGAAUGACGGGCCGAUCACCCAGUUCCAAGCGCUGCUCAUGGAGGUGAUCACCAACAGCGAGCGUGAGAGCAUUCUGCGACCGGGCGAAGUGGGCCCAUAUCGUCUGACGCCGUUCCUGAAGCAACAAGUCGCACUGACGCAGCGUGUGAUACCGCAUCUGUCCAAUGGAGAUUCAUUCUACCAUCGCUCGCAAAUGACUCAAAUGAUGCAAGCCGACGCAAAGCGCCGCAGUUUGGUGAUGCACCAGCAGCGCCGAGAAGCGCUCUUGGAUAGCUACAUGAAGAACCAGCAGAGCUUGGAUAAACUCCGGAAACCAUUUGAUCCGGAUCGCAUGACAGUAUGUAUGGAAGUCAGCCAUCAAUAUCACAUCGGCAUGCUAUCGCCGCUGAAGCCGCAACCAGAGGGCACCGAUUCGAUCGUACGCGUAAUCGCUGAUACCGGCGCCAAUGUUGUAUUCCCGGACCGGGAAGAGAGUUCGGCGGUCGAUUCCACGUCCCGGCAAUACAUCGUCGCCGGCAUAGGCAAGGAGAGCUCGCAGAAAUUCCGGAACCAGAUACUCAUUUCCGGCCGUGCACAAUGCGUCAACGAGGCCAGGAAACGAAUCCGAGCGCUCACACCGGUCGUCGUCUAUUUCCCGGUACCCGAUGGACGGCACAAGUACACGUGUGAGACCCUGCGCGAUUGCAUUGAGAAGGCCAGGGCAAUCGGAUUUUUGAGCAAUGUCACCGUCGACAUUCAACUAAUGGCCGUCGAGCAAUCGGCUGAUUUAAACGACCAGCACGCAGCCGACGAUGAACCGUCUGGUGUCGUCGUGCAGGUACAUGGACGUUUUGGUGAUUUGCGCGCCAUUGAUGAUGCUUGCGAAUAUAUUCGCUUGAAAAUCUUCGACACUGAAGAAAGGGAAAGAAUUACCUUCUGCUCGCAGAUCGAAGUCGGCUUUGCUCAGUGUAGCAUGCUUCAAACCGCCGGCUCCAAGCUGGGAAAGCUGAUCUCGCAGACGACUCGCGCUGCUCUGCACUUUCCGCGGCAACCCGAUCAAAACUCGAACUCAACGCUCUUUUGCACGGCGCAAUGCCAGAAAUCAGUGCUGAAGGCUGUGGAACACCUGAUGGCCCUUUCCCCGCUGCAAUUGUUGGUUGAUGUAUACCAGUCCGACGUGCGCAAGACGGGAUGCGAGUUCGACUUCCGUAAUAAUUGGAUAGAACAAUACGUCUCCAUCUUCACUACCGGCAGUGACUAUCAGCCAAAGGGAGCACUUGAGUGCGAGAAGAAAUGCGUGUUCUUUGCGUUUGCAACUGUGGAAAUCAACGCGGCGGAUCUUUUUGGGCUUGCACGAAGCUACUUCGACAAGCGCCUCUUCCACGGAAUCGAUAUGCUCGAAUUUCCAGCGGUGCCACACCUUGAGAAUCUGAAGUGUGCUUCCCGCGAGCACAUUGGACUUCUGCGCGUAGCGUGCGCUGCUUUUCCAAUGGAAGCGUUCGCAACGCCGAAAGAUCCAGAUGAAGAAAUGGCCCGGGAGGGAGAGCAUGCACUGCGCAAAGAUUAUAUGAGCAACAAUUCGCGCUCCCAUGAUGGCGGUCACUAUGGCCAGGGUCAAGGAUCGACAAGCUACAACAGGAACUACGGAAACAAUUUCGAGCGACGCUCCAACUUCAACAGACAGAGCAGCUUCAAUCGCUACAAUGGCAAUGGUGGCGGAAUGAGAAAGGACAACUUCCCGCGUCGCGACAGCUACUAUGCCGGAAGCAAUUAUCAGAACCGGGGUUACGACUACAACAACAAGAUGAGCUACAACCAGAGUGAUUUUUAUCAUCGCGACGCUUAUGGAAGCAACCGCAAUCGCCGGAACUUUCCCACUGAGCCAAACCUCUACGAAAAUACGUCACACCGCGACUGGAACUCUGCCAAGUACGCAAGCGCCAGCUACAAUAACCUCGCGGAGGCACAUCAACAACAGCAUCAGUACAGUCGCCAGCCUAGCUACAACAACGGCCAUAGUCAAGCCAGGUCGAACAAUUCGCACGUAAACAGCUACCCGAGUAAUCUGAACAACUCGCGCAACUCGGAACAAAACCUGCGUCGUAUGCAGCCGCGCCAUCAUUCUGGAGAAAGAAUGCGAAAUGAGCACCAUCAGCGGUACUACAAUGAUCAGCCCAAAAUGGACGGGGCGGCGAAUGAAAUCCGACGCAUUCCGAGUGAGGAGUUCCCUCGUGCCCAGCCGGAACCCGACGAGCGAGCCAAGACGUCGAAAAUAUCGCUGCAGCUCAAGGAUACUACAGAAUCGCCGAAUGUACAGGCCAUGCAUCACAAAGUAGGGGACCGCGUCGAUUACAACCGUGCGCGCCCGGUCCGAUACGACACCAAGAAGCAGUUUCCCAACACCCGCAAAACAGGUGAUUCACGCGCUUCCGCAUAUGGCGCCUUUCCAGCAAUUCCAACCCCGCGAUACGCAAGGGAGGACCACAGCGAUUACGAGGACAACAAGGAGAACCGAACCAGGACCCCGACGCAGCGCUCGCCUACCCUUUCGCCAACAAGCAUGACCAGCUACGCCGAAGUGACGGCGGCCAACAAGACCGGAGAACGGAUGCCGCCUAUGGAAUUGAUCCAGAAAGCCUCUACCGGACAACAUCUUCGCGAGAUGCCCCACGAGCUUCUGCAAGACGACCGCGAAGACAUGGGGCAGAGUGGUCAAGACACGCGCACCUAUGCGCAGAUCGCAGGAUCCAACGAACCGAGGAAGCAGGGUUAUAACCAUCCGAACCAAGUCGACUCGCCGAGUGACGAGUCUUAUCAGUCGGCGUUCGCGAUGGAGGGCGGCGGUCAUCGUGGCGCUGGACCCGUCUCGCCAAGGGCCUCCACCUCUUCUCCUCCAUCGCCCUUCCAUUCCAACGCCCAAAUGCCCCAUCUUCGUCGUUCGACUCCAUAC